Molecule: messenger RNA, 1329 nt
Organism: Chaetomium globosum CBS 148.51
Lineage: Eukaryota; Fungi; Ascomycota; Sordariomycetes; Sordariales; Chaetomiaceae
Exons: 2
Coding region: 1-1329 (442 amino acids)
Source: RefSeq, a predicted model, not a curated record
AUGCCCAAGAUCAGACAUCACCGUUCUUCGCGCCGCGUACCGCCUCCUAAAGACAGCGACUUUGAUCACGAAAUAAACCUAGUUGAUCGAGAUGAGGAGGAAAGCCCCCUUAGGUCCUCACUGGGCGGCCCUUCGACCCAGGACGAAGCUGCUGGUUCCACAGCAGAUCGCCAAGGCGACGUCGGGGAGGAUGAAAUCGGCGGGGAGGUGACACGGCAGGCAGAUGCUGGGCAGCCUUCUGUCCGAGUAGAGGGACCGACACCGCAGGUAGAGGCUAGCGACCCCGUUUUAAAGGCACAAUCAACAAAACCCCACGGCAAACCCAAGACACCCGAGUCGGCAAUCGACAUCCUAUACGAAAACCAGCGAGGCGGGUUCCUCUGCGGGAUACCGCUCUUUUCCUCCAUGGCUCUCGGGAACCUCGACCCUCCCGCAUGGACCAACUUCGCCCACAGGCCCAGUCCAACCGAUAUAGGCACGGCGCAAGUGCCCGAUCCGAGCUGGGAAUGGGCGUGGCCGGAGUGGCGCAUCAACCACGACGAGGGCGUGGACGAGGACGGCUGGGAAUACUCGUUUGCCUUUUCCAAGAAGUUCACGUGGCAUAAGGCGCGGUGGUGGAACUCGUUCGUCCGUCGGCGAGCGUGGAUCAGGAAACGGGUGAAGAAGGACGCAGGUUAUUCCCCGCAGGGCCCGCACCUGCUCAAUCCCGAGUAUUUUACGAUUCGGCCAUCUUCCGACUUAUCUGGAGACGGUAGCCCUAGCGAGGCCUCCAGCGUCCGUGGUAGCAGAGCAAGCAUGGCCACACUCAACAUAGAAGGCGCCGAACUGCACGUCAUCGAACACGGCGACGAGCUAUUGCGCGUGCUCCGCAUGUCCCGGAUUGACAGAGAGAAGAUCGAAGCCGUCGAUAACUACCUCAAACACGCCCAGGAGAGUUUUGAAGGCCUGCAAUCGAUCAUGCACGACAUCAUGUCCCUCUUUGUGUUCCAAGCAUCGCGUCGGGUUCUCCUCGGCAAAUUAACCGAUCUCUACGACGCGACCGUCGCCGAGCACAAGAAAGAGACGAACCCAAGCCUGGAGCUAGAUCAGAAGGUCAAGAAUCUCGCCGCGGCUGUCACGCACGCAGAUGAAGAGGUGAAAAGACUCGAGUACUGGAGCGACGUGAAGGACAUAGCCGAGGAAGGGGGCUCAAAGGGUGCCGUGGAUCAAGAGCAGGGCUGGGAUUCCACAUGGCGAGGGGUGGACAAGUCUGGCCCAUCAGCGCCACCCGCUCCCAAACAUGAAGCUAAGAAGGGAAUUGCAAACAACGAAAAUGAGAACGGAGCAUGA